Molecule: messenger RNA, 255 nt
Organism: Closterium sp. Yama58-4
Lineage: Eukaryota; Viridiplantae; Streptophyta; Zygnematophyceae; Desmidiales; Closteriaceae
Source: the annotation of a GenBank genome assembly
AUGUGCCGCGGGGCAGGGCCACCUGGGAUUGAGUUGCAGGGUAAUAGGGAUGGGAGGAGAAGAGAGGCGGGGCACGAGCACCAACACCUACCACCUCAUAAGCUGCGGGCAGAGGAGGAGCAGGAGGAGGAGGAGGAGGAGGAGGAGGAGGAGGAGGAGGAGGAGGAGGAGGAGGAGGAGGAGGAGGAGGAGGAGGAGGAGGAGGAGGAGGAGGAGGAGAGGAGGAGGAGGAGGGAAGAACAGGGUGCAAGCUAG